Molecule: messenger RNA, 894 nt
Organism: Histoplasma mississippiense
Lineage: Eukaryota; Fungi; Ascomycota; Eurotiomycetes; Onygenales; Ajellomycetaceae
Exons: 2
Coding region: 1-894 (297 amino acids)
Source: RefSeq, a predicted model, not a curated record
AUGGAAACUCCAGUUGAAAAUACCUCCUCAUUUGGCCUCUUUGACCUCACGUCCGGCGCAUACUCUUCUGAGUUAUCAUCACCUCCUCCUUCAUCAGACAUCAAUGAUGGUUAUGAGACAGUGGAUGAUACUGAGGAAUCUUCUGGAUUAGACAAUGAGUCCAACAACAGUCCUUCCCAACGCCGAUACUAUGUUCAAAAACAAGGCCCUCGUCGCAACCGUGGCACUAUCAGCAGGUUGCAGGAUUUCACACAAUUUAUGGCUGAAAGACGCUGGGGAAUUGAAGGUCUCAUAUCUGCCUGGGUCAGCGAUAAAUACAUUCUCUCUGCAUCACGAUAUGCAACUGGUGUAAAGCGACGGAAUGCAUUACAUCGUGCAGUAUUACGGACAAACCUUCUUCAGAAUCAUGAGAUGGUACAGCAACAACUUAAGGAAGAGCUGAGAGAACUUAUCAAAACACCAUACUUUGGCAGGUUCUCUCCAGAUUUGGAUCUUAAUACGAUGGACUUCAACUCAGCAUUUAAGGACAUGCAGGAACAGGCACCAAUCUGGUACAUGCUUCUAUCAAAGGUUCUUGUUAAUUCUCGAUCUGGACGGCAAAGUUAUACGUGGAAUGCCAACAAGUUAACUGUCAACCGGCGAAUCUUUGUUAUCCUCAGUAUAAUAUGUCAUUCUCAUGCGUUAAAGACCUCCAACUUCUUUGCUGCUUUAUUCUCGGCUUAUCUACAUGGAUCUGGUGUCAAGCGCCGAGUGGUAGAGACUCUGUCAAGCUUUGGAAUAUGCCAUAGCUAUGUGCACGGAAAUACGUUAAUGAGCCAAAUUGCCGACAUUGAAAAGACUCAUCUCUUAGCAGCCGCCUCAGACAUGCCUCAAUCACACCAUACUGCUGCUUAA